Molecule: messenger RNA, 684 nt
Organism: Alternaria alternata
Lineage: Eukaryota; Fungi; Ascomycota; Dothideomycetes; Pleosporales; Pleosporaceae
Product: WSC-domain-containing protein
Exons: 2
Coding region: 1-684 (227 amino acids)
Cellular component (GO): plasma membrane
Source: RefSeq, a predicted model, not a curated record
AUGAAAACUUCAAGCAUCCUCGUCCUCGGCUUGGCCGCAAACACCUUUGCCUUUGCGCCACAACAAGUCCUCAGCUCGCUCGGCCUUUCCGGGAGCUCUUACCAGUGCGAUAACGGCGCGAAGCCAUCAGUUGUCUGCAACGAUGCGUCUGACAAACACAACUGCUCUUGUACUUGUACCAACGGCAUCAAGUUUGAUCAACCUCUCGAUCCUUUCUCCUCCGCCACCAACGGAGGCAGUAGCCAAGUUAUCGGCGAUGCUGAAUGCAAGGCCGAUAAAGAAUUCUGUCUUGAACAUGAGAAGCAAUUGAUGGACCAGGUCACGGCGCUCAAAGAAGGCGAGCAAAAGCAUGUUCAACGCGAACAAGAACUGCUUGAGCAGCUCAGUGCCUACCAAAAGAAGAUCUACACUUAUCAGGGUUGCUUCACCGACGGCAGCGCUCGAGUGCUGGGUGACAAGACCUUCAUGAACGAUUCUAACAUGACGGUGGAGAGAUGCGAAACUUUAUGCGCAGGAUCGAAGUACUUUGGUGUUCAGAAUGGAAAGGAGUGCUUCUGUGGAAACACGUUCAAGAACCCGACGCAACACAAGCCAGAGUCUGAGUGCAAAAGUGCUUGUACGGGUAACAAGGACCAGAAGUGUGGGGCUGGGUACAGGAGCAACAUUUAUGCGAAGAUCAAUUAG